This is a messenger RNA of Yamadazyma tenuis ATCC 10573, 1329 nucleotides long. Lineage: Eukaryota; Fungi; Ascomycota; Pichiomycetes; Serinales; Debaryomycetaceae. The record is from RefSeq and is a predicted model, not a curated record.
GUGUUGCUUACUUAUUCAUAAGAAGAUGGUUGCCCAACUUAGAUGGCCCAUUCUUGGGAUAAUCGUUCCGUGUGUUCUCAUAGCAGGCAUUGGAUAUGGGUCACAUUUGUUUGUGCUCAGACACUCGCUCUCCCACCAAAAACAAAUAGCAUUCGAGGUUUCCUUGAGCCUUCUCUGGAUUUCAUACCUAUUUGCCAUACAUGUUGAUCCUGGGUACCCUCCGGACAAUUUUGAGCCAAGACCAGGCGAAUGGAGACGGUGGUGUAAGAAAUGUCAAAACUAUAAACCCGAGAGAUCGCAUCACUGUAAAACAUGUAAUAGGUGUGUUCUCCAGAUGGACCAUCAUUGUCCAUGGACAUACAACUGCGUGGGGGCAAAGAACAUGGGCCACUUCAUGCGGUUUUUGUUUUGGAUCUUGGUGAACACUGGGUUUGUGUUCAUUGAAUUGAGCAAGCGAGCCAUGGAAUUUUACGAAGACAGAAAUCUUCCAGCCUAUUUAAUCGACAAGAAGGAACUUGUGGCAGUCAUUGUGUUAUUACCAUUGGAUAUUUUUGUGAACUUUGCCAUUUUGAUUUUGUUUGUACGGUGCUUGAGUAAUUGGGUUUUCAAGGGUAUGACCCAGAUCGAACAAUGGGAGCACGAGAGAAUCGAGUCUCAGCUCCACACAGAAAGAAUGUGGUUGCAGAUACGGAAGAACUAUAUCCACUUGCACGGUCAUGAAAUGCCGGUCUUAACUUCGUGGAACCAGAAUGCCCGUUUCUAUCUGGAAGAUAGAGGGCUGGAAGAGGAAGCAGACGAACUUGAUUACGUUGAAGAUGUAGAUAACGCUUCUUCUGAGUAUCACCAGAAGACUUCAGUGGUUCCUCAAGACUUCACUAUCGAUGACUUUGUGUUUCCCUAUGAUUUGGGUAUAGUAAAAAAUGCCAUUAAUACCUUCAACUAUCCAUGGAUGUGGCUAUUUCCCUGGACAUCUGUGAGACAGUCAGGAUACCGCUUUGAGAAAAACGAGUAUGCUGAAGACGACCAGGUAGGAUUACCAUGGCCUCCAGAUGGUGGACAUCAAGAGUACGCUCCGGACCCUGACAUCGAUUUGGAUAAUUUGGAUGUUUCUGAGUUGAGAAAUCUUCGUCAGUUGAAAAAGAGAUUAGAUCCUAGGUCUAAGCUUGAUCGUAAGGAUUGGGUUAACGGAUUAGGAGAAACUCUUGGUGAUUAUGGGGUAGAUUUGGAUGCAGAGGAUGUAGAAAAUGAUCAAUUGGUAAUGAUAAAAUAGAUUCUUUAUCUAAUACAAUUUUUUGUAUGGUAUGUAGACAAUAUAUGGUUUGGUAAUUG